This is a messenger RNA of Xiphophorus maculatus (southern platyfish), 747 nucleotides long. Its product is annotated as alpha- and beta-fibrinogenase OhS1-like. Gene Ontology annotation, biological process: proteolysis. Gene Ontology annotation, molecular function: serine-type endopeptidase activity. The record is from RefSeq and is a predicted model, not a curated record. NCBI's taxonomy places the organism in Eukaryota, Metazoa, Chordata, Actinopteri, Cyprinodontiformes, Poeciliidae.
AUGGCUCUGCUGAAGGUUCUGCUGCUGCUGCUGGGCGUCUCAGUGAACUCAGAUGUUUCUCUGCAGAAGAGAAUCAUUGGCGUUCAUGACUGUGACGACACGGAGCGCCUUUAUCAUGUUCGCCUGCAGCGCAGCAAAGGUACAGAGACGUUCCGCUGUGGAGGAUCUCUGAUCCACUCUGAGUGGAUCCUGACUGCAGCUCACUGCUGGAAGUCGGAGCCAGGCUGGACUAACGUAGCGAUGUUAAAAGUUCAUCCACGGUCUGCUGGGCAGCAGGAUCAAGUAAUCCGUCACGAUCCUGUGUACACUCGCCACGGCCAGCGGCAUGACAUCAUGUUGCUGAAGCUGCAGACACCGGUAACAGAUGUCCCACCUGCUCAGCUACCAAGAUGCAAUAAUCGUCUUAAAAAAGACGAUGUUGUUCAGCUGGCAGGAGAGGGAGCAACGACCACCGGCCCCAAUAAUCAGCGAUUAACCAGACUUCCUCCUGUUCCAUCACAUCUUCAGUGUGUCGACAUGAAAGUUGAUGCUGUUUCCCGCUUCAUGCCGAGACAUGGGCAUGUAUUUCUUACUUCAGCACCGAACAAGGAUGCAUGUCUUGGCGACUCUGGUGGAGCAGUGGUGUACGACAACAUGAUUUAUGGUGUAAUUUGUUUAGGCGGAAGCGCUCCAUGUCAGAAACCAACUGUAAUCAUAGAUGUGUGUCAAUACAUGGACUGGAUAAAACAAACAACUGGCCUUAAAUAA